Messenger RNA from Monomorium pharaonis (pharaoh ant), 2419 nucleotides. RefSeq names its product armadillo repeat-containing protein 6 homolog. Bases 150 to 1535 code for a protein of 461 amino acids. The transcript is spliced from 5 exons. Gene Ontology annotation, molecular function: protein binding. The record is from RefSeq and is a predicted model, not a curated record. Gene Ontology annotation, biological process: hematopoietic progenitor cell differentiation. NCBI's taxonomy places the organism in Eukaryota, Metazoa, Arthropoda, Insecta, Hymenoptera, Formicidae.
CGCGAUCGCGUUGACAGGUCCCGCUCUCUUUGUUAUCACAUGGACGAGUCAGUGGCAGUGCACGCUCGCUUUGCUCGCGCGACUCGACGCGGCGAUCAUUUCCUUAUAUAGCAAAACGGAGCAUACCGGUGAGAGAAAUUCACAUUAUCAUGAGCGCGACUAUUACCCAGGAGGCCUACGACGAGGAGAUUAAAGAGCUAAUGGAGGGCCUCGGUAUGACUGAAGAAGAGGCGAUUGAGGACGCUAUCAAAUGCUUCGAAAUGAAGGGAGUAGAUCUGAGCAAGAUCGUCACAGAUUCAGUUCUUGAGGACAAAUAUAAGCAGAUAGUAAUGUGUUUGGAGCGACUAACGUGCGCUGUAAACGACAAAAGUUACGAACGCGUGCCGGAGACGUUGCAAGAACUGCGAACAGAGUUGGACAAAGAUAUCUCACAUAGGGUUUUUGCGGGCAAACGUAAAUGUUACAACAUUCUGAUCGAUCUCCUGAAAGAUUGCCAGAAGAACCAAGCGAUAUUGAAAUUGACGCUGGAGACAAUCACCUCGCUAAUGUCCGGCUAUCCGGAUUUGUUGGAUGACGAAGGGAUUGCAUUACAGAUAGAGAUUUUAGAGAAGCAUUAUGAUACAGCAACGUUACAAUGCCUGCUAUGUUGGAUACGAGAGUGUUGUAUAAAGCAUGAAUUGAACAGACAAAAAAUCUUUGAAACGAAUAUCUUCGAGAAACUGAAAAAGAUACUGGUGCGCACAGAUGUGGACGCACAAGAGGUCAAGGAUGCAUGUUCGGUAAUUAGAGCUUUGGUCCUGGACGAUGAUAUUAGGCAUGAAUACGGAAAGGCACACGAACAUGCAAGUAUCAUGGCAAAGGGUGCUCUAGAUGUCAUCACGGGAUUGUUAAACAGAUUUAAAAAGGAUACGAAGGUAAUAGGCGACCUAAUGAUCACAUUGGCUGCAUUGGUCGUCCGAAAUGAAUUCUGUCAAGAAGUAGAGGAUGCCGGCGGAUUAAAAUUUAUUUUGGAUAUAAUGACCGAAUAUCCAGAUUCCGAAAAAUUGAAUUGGCAAGCUUUGAAAUUGCUCAAAGCACUCGGUGGCAAUGACAACGUGAAGUCUCAUAUCAUCACUUCCGGAUGUGCUCCUUUAAUCGUAUCCUCUAUUAGUAGAAUGAAAAGAUCGGAAAACGUCGUAGCUGCGGGAUUGAGUUGCAUAUCGGCAUUAUCUUUACGAAGCACUUCAAAUUCUGGUGUAUUCUACGAUUGCGGCGCAGCUCAAGUAAUUGUAGAUGCUAUGAAGGCUUAUCCUAAUCAUGUAAAUAUUUUAAAGCAAGCCUCCUGGGCAAUUAGAAACAUGUCAGUGCGAAACAAAUCCGAGUCUAAGGAGUUUUUGAUGUACGGCGUUGAGGAAAUACUACGAGAUGCGGUACGUUUACACGGUCCUAAAUUAGAGGAUAAUGUGAAAGCCGCAUUAAGAGAUCUGGGUCUGAAAGUAGAUUUAAAAGAAAGAUGGACGGGAAAGGGCGUCAGUCUAAGCAAUGAGCGUUAUUAAUCACUGAUGGCAACAUCGUCAUCAAAAUAGUAUCUGUAUUAUUUACCACAAGUACAUUUAUCCUUUGGAUCUUGUACUUUGCUUUAUCUCACCUCGCAAAGCUACGCAUUAUUUCAUAAGAAUUUUUGCUAAAUAUUUUUGUGCGCAACAUAAUAGAAGGAUACAAAAUAUGGAUUUUUUAAAAUUUAAUACUGUUUUAUUUUAUAAUUCUACGCAUAUUUUAUAAAAUUUAAACAACAUAGCUGAUUGAAGUUUAUUUGAGACAAAAUGCAAACUUUUAAUAUUUUAUAUUUAUCAUCACUUAUAAUAAAAAUUUGUCGUGCAUUAGAUAGGAUAUUUAGAAAUUUUCAAUAGUGCCUGAAAUUUAUACAUAUAUAUAAAUUUUGAAGUUUAUGUAUAUACUUUUAACAAACACUGCCAGAAAAUAUAUAUUUUUAUCUGGUUUUGCGGAGAGCUAAGUAUCCAUAUUUUACAACUAUUUUUAAUUGCCGUUUCAAACAAAUACAUAUACAGAACUUAUACUUAGCUUUAUCGUGGAACAUGUAGAUAAUUAUUCGAUUAAACUAAAUUAUUUUUAUGUAUGUAUAAUUUUUUAAAUUUAAACAUUUGUAGUUAUAAUGAAUAAAAUUUUAUAUUGUAUUUGAAAAAUAAGAAACCGGUAAUUACUAAUUAAAAUGAAAGACUCUUAGUGCAACUUGGGAUAUUUAACUAAUAAAGCUUGCCAAACUUAAAAAAGACAUACACUAACGAUUGAAUAAUGGUGGUAUUUAUACGUAGUUAAAUAUAUCAAUUGUUUUUUUUAUAAAUUGUUUUUAUAUACAGUAAGAAAUUUUACAUUAUUGUAACAGAAUGGAACAAGGAAUAAAAGUUAAUUUUGAACUAUA